GAGGCGCUGCUUUAUUCUAUGCUGUCCAUACGAACCACUUGCUUCUACUCACGGGGCAGGUUGUCUUUAUUCUAUGAGGAGGCAUUCUAAAAGUUUCAGGCCAUUCAUACGCGGUACUUGUUUACUCUGAUUUCCCGGGUGCACAGACUCUCAGGCAGUUUUAAAUGCAGGGAGAUGACGAACUUAAUCGAUAAAGAUACGAACGUUCGGGUGAGCUCGGUGCUCAACAGAGAUGUUACAAACUUUGGAAAAAAGCACCUCACUGAUGGAAACCAAGACACCUGUUGGAACUCGGACCAGGGAACACCUCAGUGGAUCUGUUUAGAUUUUGCUGCACCUGUUGCGCCUUCCGAAAUUCAUCUUCAGUUUCAAGGUGGAUUUGCUGGCAAAGAGGUGCAGAUCGAAGCAGCUUCUGCCAGUACCGGCGCGACAACGUGUUUUGGUAUAUUCCCAGAAGAUAGCAAUGCGUUGCAGAAGUUUAAUUUGCAGCUGGACAAUCCGGUGGAAAGGAUGCGGAUAGUGUUUCGCUCGAGCACAGACAUGUUUGGCCGGAUCGUACUGUAUCAUCUGGCGAUUUCCGGGGGAAAAUCGAAUGCAUAAUUCUGUUGCAAGACUGACUAUGUAAGCAACUCGCUGGAUUAGCACCUGUUGUGCAUAAUAAAGAACUACAUUAAAUGAA
Dermacentor silvarum is the source of this 679-nucleotide messenger RNA. RefSeq names its product nuclear receptor 2C2-associated protein-like. The record is from RefSeq and is a predicted model, not a curated record. The transcript is spliced from 4 exons. NCBI's taxonomy places the organism in Eukaryota, Metazoa, Arthropoda, Arachnida, Ixodida, Ixodidae. The coding region runs from base 175 to 600 and encodes 141 amino acids.